AUAUAAAAAUCUAUUCCAAAAACAAGUUAAAUAAAAGAAAAGAUCAGAAUGAUGAAAUUCAAUAUCCUUUGCGCAUUCGUUGUACUUUUGGUUGCACAUGCCGCGACAACCGCACCAGUCGAGAAACAUGUGGAAAUUGUACGCCAGGACGCCGAUGUGGCGCCAGAGAGCUACAAAUUCGGUUUUGAGACAAGCGAUGGCACACAACAUGACGAGGAAGGUCAGCUGAAAAAUGUUGGAACCGACGAUGAGGCAAUCGCCGUGAAGGGCUCCUACAAAUAUGUGGGCGAUGACGGCGUCACCUAUCACGUAAGCUAUACAGCCGAUGAGCACGGCUUCCAGCCGGUAGGCGAUCAUUUGCCGAAAGCAUAAGUGCAUAAUAUCGAUUGAGUACGAUAAUUAUAUAAUAAUAAUUAAUUUGUUACUAUUGU
Molecule: messenger RNA, 431 nt
Organism: Bactrocera tryoni
Lineage: Eukaryota; Metazoa; Arthropoda; Insecta; Diptera; Tephritidae
Product: larval cuticle protein 65Ag1-like
Exons: 1
Coding region: 49-372 (107 amino acids)
Cellular component (GO): chitin-based extracellular matrix
Molecular function (GO): structural constituent of chitin-based larval cuticle
Source: RefSeq, a predicted model, not a curated record